AUGGCGUCCUAGGGUUUAUUGUGCCAGGAUGAUCUCUGCCGUGAGCGCAGGGCGCUGGAGCUUGGCUGCUGCCGGAUCGGAGUUGCGGAGGUCGCAGCCGUGCAAUGCAGAGGCUCUAGCAUCGCUGCCGCGCAUCCCGAUCACGAAAUCUUCUCUUCAAGUAAGUCAUCUCUCGAUCUCGAGACAAGGCAUCCAGAUCCAACCUCGACUGCGAUGCGCGGCAUCAAAAAACGCCGAUUCAUGGCCAUCGGACUCCAGAAUCAGCGGUAGCGGCAAGAAAAUUCUCGCUGCCAUUGCCAAAGGGACCGCUGCUUCGCUCCUUGCGUGGAUCCUCUCAAGCAACCUUCUCGCCUAUGCCGCGGCUGGAGGAGCCGCCGAGUCUUCUUCCAUCGGAGCAUCCGCCCUGGGACUCCGCAUAGCAGAUUAUCUUCGCAGCUCGCGGUGGCCAGACGAGGCAAUCGUCUUUGCGCUCGCGACGCUUCCAGUGCUGGAGCUUCGCGGGGCGAUUCCAGUCGGGUAUUGGAUGCGGCUGAAUCCUCUUCUAGUCUACUGUCUCUCGGUGGCCGGGAAUAUGAUCCCUGUGCCAUUGGUGCUGCUCUACAUGGAACAGUUAACUACGUUUCUCACAGCGAGGAGCUCCAGUGCCAGGAAAGUUUUGGAUUCGAUUUACAAACACACGAGACGCAAGGCCGGGCCUAUCCAGGAAUUUAAGUGGCUGGGACUAAUGCUUUUUGUGGCAGUCCCGUUCCCGGGGACUGGAGCUUGGACAGGUGCCAUGGCUUCUGUGGUUCUGGGAAUGCCAUUCUGGAGUUCCUUCUGGGCAAACUUCUUCGGUGUCGCCAUCGCUGGCAUUCUAGUCAACCUGCUGGUGAGCGUGGGUUUCAACACCGCAUUGCUGGUCGGUGCAGCACUAUUCGCAGCUUCUACAUUCAUGUGGAGCUUUCUCAGAUUCUUGGGAAGGUCGCAACACUGAGGUCAAGCCAAGCGAAAUCCAGCCCCGGAUCUCGCACGCACCGGGGGGUAUGUUUUUUCCUCACUGGCGGUACACGAUUUUCUUUUCGUGCAACUUGUUUUUCCUUUUAUGCUUGUUUUUCUUCGGCUAAAAAUUUCCGGUCUAAGGCUGCGCG
This is a messenger RNA of Selaginella moellendorffii, 1127 nucleotides long. RefSeq lists its product as uncharacterized. Lineage: Eukaryota; Viridiplantae; Streptophyta; Lycopodiopsida; Selaginellales; Selaginellaceae. Gene Ontology annotation, cellular component: chloroplast. The record is from RefSeq and is a predicted model, not a curated record. Bases 29 to 973 code for a protein of 314 amino acids. The transcript is spliced from 2 exons.